Molecule: messenger RNA, 783 nt
Organism: Oppia nitens
Lineage: Eukaryota; Metazoa; Arthropoda; Arachnida; Sarcoptiformes; Oppiidae
Exons: 3
Source: RefSeq, a predicted model, not a curated record
AUGUCAAUAUUAUAUAUAUUACUCGUAAUCUCAUAUUUGUUCAUCACAUAUAUUAUCACAACUCAUACAUUCACACAUGUAAUCAAUUCAAAGUCACCAAAGAGUUUACUACUCGGCAACUAUUCGGACCUAAUUGUGGACAUCGAUGAAGAUAUUCUUCUUGAGUGUGAUCAAAGUAAUAAUACCAAAAGUUUUGAAUGGUUUCGCAAAGAGAAAAAUUGGUUUAAUGAGGAGUCACCUGAACAGCGGAUCCCAUAUAAUGAACAAUAUUUAUUAGUAAAUGAAAAUAAAGUGUCGACUAUUCUGUAUAAAUGUAUUACUACUGAAUAUUCUGGCAAUUAUUUAAUUAAAUCAUACAAACUAUAUGUCGAUCGACUUCCUAAACGACAGAGAGAUAUUCGUAAGCGAUGUUUGCCACCAAAAUGCAAGCCAUACGCCACUGUAUGGGAAGCUAAAUGCGAUCGCGUAGUCCUAAACCUAACAUAUCCUCACUCACAGCACGGAUACAACUCAAGCACUAAAGUUUGGGGAAAUAUCUUAUGUGAUGAUGAAAUCGGAGGCUUUCAGAUAUGGGUUGUCGGUUAUGGUAUACUUAAGCGAUUUCUACCACAGGAUACAAUAGUUAUCGAAAAGUUGACUCCGGGUAAGACAUACUGUUUUAAUGGAUGGGCAUAUAAUUCAUGCGGUGCCGGACCUGUCUUUACACUGGAAGGUGUUUGCGCUGAAAAUGUAUUUGACUGUCAAACACAAUCCACUGAACAUUGUGAAUAUGAUUAUAAUUAU